CCGUCACCGUAUUCGCAUCGUCCGGCACACGGCGGCCUUCGCCUCUUUCGCUUUGCUCUGUCCCCGUGGCCGGCUUAUAUAAGACGCGCCUCGCCGCCGCCUCCACCUCAGACCUUCGUGCAGUGGAGCGGCAUCCAGUGGUGGUACUAGCGACUAGCGGUAGAAGCCGGCGCCAUCCGUCUCCGUCUCGUCGCGCGGCUGGUCAGGCCUCCUCCCGCCCGGACCGCGGCAGCGAUGGCCGAUCGCCCGGCGCGGAAGGUGGGCGACGUCCGGGACGCGCCGGCGGGACGCGAGAACGACCUCGAGGCCGUCGAGCUCGCGCGCUUCGCCAUCGCCGAGCACAACAGCAAGACCAACGCGAUGCUGGAGUUCGAGAGGCUGGUGAAGGUGAGGCAGCAGGUGGUGGCCGGGACCAUGCACCACUUCACCGUCGAGGUCAAGGAGGCCGGCGGCGCCAAGAAGCUGUACGAGGCCAAGGUGUGGGAGAAGGUCUGGGAGAAUUUCAAGCAGCUCCAGAGCUUCGAGCCCGUCGGAGACGCCGCGGCCGCCUGAGGACUGAGGCAAACGUACCAUCUUCCCAGUGUGAUGUGUUUUUCCCUGAAGGCUCAAGCUUGUCGCUGGAGGCUGGAGCAGAACAAUGAAAGGAUUUAGCUAUCGGACAUGGAUACACCACCUCACUGGAGGAGUUUAUAUGAUGAAUAAACCAGCUUCUUACCAGAUGUAUCAUAUGAUUUUUAAGUCCUGUUAUGGAGUGCGCUGUGCUGCAAGCAA
Molecule: messenger RNA, 771 nt
Organism: Panicum hallii
Lineage: Eukaryota; Viridiplantae; Streptophyta; Magnoliopsida; Poales; Poaceae
Product: cysteine proteinase inhibitor 2-like
Exons: 3
Coding region: 235-552 (105 amino acids)
Molecular function (GO): cysteine-type endopeptidase inhibitor activity
Source: RefSeq, a predicted model, not a curated record